Raphanus sativus (radish) is the source of this 3915-nucleotide messenger RNA. RefSeq lists its product as uncharacterized. The record is from RefSeq and is a predicted model, not a curated record. Gene Ontology annotation, biological process: DNA integration. NCBI's taxonomy places the organism in Eukaryota, Viridiplantae, Streptophyta, Magnoliopsida, Brassicales, Brassicaceae. Gene Ontology annotation, molecular function: nucleic acid binding; zinc ion binding.
AUGCACUAUCUCGAAGAUAUAUAUGCUUCUUGUGAGAAGUUUGGUCGUGGUAAAUACUUCAAGAAUGAUGGUUUUCUCUUCUUUGAAAAUAGACUAUGUGUGCCUAACUCUUCUUUGAGAGAUUUGUUUGUCAAGGAAGCUCACGCAGGUGGACUUGGAGGACAUUUUGGCGUGGCUAAGACACUGAACGCUAAGUCCAAAGUCCAAAACCACGGUCUGUAUACUCCUUUACCCAUUCCUUUGCAUCCAUGGCAUGACAUUUCAAUGGAUUUUGUUGUUGGAUUACCUAGGACUAAGACUGGAAAGGAUUCUGUGUUUGUAGUCGUUGAUAGGUUUUCUAAAAUGGCUCAUUUUAUUCCAUGUCAUAAAACUGAUGAUGCUGUGAAUGUUGCUAAUAUGUUCUUUAAAGAAAUUGUUAGACUUCAUGGAAUGCCUAGGACAAUUGUUUCUGACAGAGACACCAAGCAUUCUGCAUCUAAGUUCUCUCCAUUUGAAAUUGUCUAUUGUUUCAAUCCUUUAUCACCUUUGGAUCUAAUGCCUUUACCUUUGAGUGAAAGAAUACAUGAGAAGGCCCGGAUCAAUAUAGAAAACAAGACCAAGCUGUACGCUAAGCAAGCUAACAAAGGAAGAAAAGAGAUGAUCUUUGAAGAAGGAGACUUAGUUUGGAUACAUCUGAGGAAGGACAGAUUUCCUAACGAAAGAAAAUCCAAACUCAUGCCUAGAUUAGAUGGUCCUUUCAAAGUCAUCAGGAAGAUCAACAACAAUGCCUAUCAACUCGAUCUCCAAGGAACCAUGGGAGACGAGGACACUAGGAAUAAUGGAAUGAAUCCACUGUUACUUGAUGCUUUGACUGCACGCAUGACUACUUUGAUGGAUCAGAGACUAGAGCACUUCAGGGCUGAGGUUGUGCACUCAGAUCGUGAGAGACCUAGAAGGACUUCAGAUCGAUCUGCUACAGAAAAUUACUAUAGCCAUUCAAACCGAUCCAUUGGUACCAGAAGAAGGAGGCGUGACCAGGAAGAAAGGCCAAAAACCAGCGAUCCUCUUGGUGGUUUGAAACUGAAAAUUCCCGAGUUUAAAGGCACUGCUGAUCCAGAAGAAUACUUAGAGUGGGAAAAGAAGAUUGAACUCGUGUUCAAUUGCAGGGACUACACUGCAGAGUAUAAAAUGAAACUUGCCCCUACUGAGUUCAAGGAGUAUGCUUUAAGUUGGUGGGAUAACUUGGUUACAGCAAGAAGAAGAGCUGGAGAUUUUCCUGUUGAAACCUGGAACCAGAUGAAGGUAAUCAUGAGGAAGAGAUUUGUACCGAGCCACUACCACAGAGAGUUGCACUUCAAGCUCCGAACACUGUCUCAAGGAAGUAGAUCAGUUGAGGAAUAUUAUAAGGAAAUGGAAACCCUUAUGCUGAGAGCUGAUAUACAAGAAGACAGAGAAGCAACAAUUGCCAGAUUCAUGGGUGGUCUAAACAGAGACAUCAUGGACAGACUUGAAGUUCAUCACUACAUCGAGAUGGAAGAGCUUCUGCACAAGGCGAUUAUGUUUGAACAGCAGUUGAAAAGAAGAAGUUACAUGUCUAGCUAUGGAGCCAGCAAACCACACUACCAGAAGGACGAAAAGACCAGAGAAUCCAGACCAUUCUCCAAGCCUAAAGUGGAGGAACAAAGUGUUAAAGGAAAGGAAGUAGCCACUGCAUCCAAAUCCAGAGACAUACAGUGCUACAAGUGUAAAGGAUAUGGACACUAUGCCAGUAGCUGCUCCAACAAAAGGGUAAUAAUCAUCAGAGAAAAUGGUGACAUUGAAUCCGAGGAAGAGGUAUCUGAGUCUGAAGAAGAAAGGGUGGAAAUGCCAACUCGUGGAGAGUUACUUGUUACUAGAAGAACACUGAAUCUUCAAGCCAAGACCGAUGGAGAUGAGCAGAGAGAGAAUCUUGAAACCAUGGUGGAGAAACUUGGUCUGAAAGUCAUAAAAAGACCAACAACUUACAAGUUACAAUGGCUUAAUGACGAAGGAGAGCUAGAGGUAAAGCAUCAAGUUAAGGUACCAUUGUCUAUUGGGAAGUAUGAGGAAGAGAUAUUGUGUGAUGUCUUACCAAUGGAUGCUGGACACAUAUUGCUUGGUAGACCUUGGCAAUCCGACAGAAGAACACUUCAUGAUGGGUUCACAAACAGAUACUCGUUUGAGUACAAAGGAAAGAAGACUGUUUUGGUUCCUUUGACACCGCAAGAAGUUCAUCUAGAUCAGAUAGCCUUGAAGAAGAACAAAGCGACCUCAGAAUCUAAGAAAAAGCAGCAGCAUGAGCCCAUGUGCAGUUCCAGUCUUACUUGUACCAAAGAAAGAUGGAGCUGGAGAAUGUGUGUCGAUUGCAGAGCCAUCAACAAUAUCACUGUAAAGUAUCGAUAUCCCAUUCCUAGAUUAGAUGAUAUGCUUGAUGAGUUGCAUGGUUCUAGCAUCUUUUCUAAGGUUGAUUUGAAAAGUGGGUAUCACCAAAUUAGAAUGAAAGAGGGUGAUGAGUGGAAAACUGCUUUUAAAACGAAGCAGGGGCUAUAUGAAUGGUUAGUGAUGCCAUUUGGGCUGACUAAUGCGCCUAGUACUUUCAUGAGAUUAAUGAACCAUGUUCUUAGAUCAUUUAUAGGUCAUUUUGUUGUGGUUUACUUUGAUGACAUUUUGAUCUACAGCAAGAACUUGGAUGAGCAUGUUGAGCAUCUUAGAAAGGUUCUAGAAGUACUUAGGAAGGAAUCCUUGUUUGCUAAUUUAAAGAAAUGUACUUUUGGAGCAGAUAACCUUGUCUUUUUAGGUUUUGUUGUGAGUGCAGAUGGAAUCAAGGUUGAUGAAGAAAAGAUCAAAGCUAUCAAGGAAUGGCCAAGCCCAAAGACAGUUGGUGAAAAAAACGUUGGGUUCAAGUGGGAACAAUUCCAAGAAGAAGCAUUCCAAGCCUUGAAAGAGAAACUCACCAAUUCACCAGUUCUUUCUCUCCCUGACUUUUCUAAAACAUUUGAAAUAGAAUGUGAUGCUUCUGGUAUUGGUGUAGGUGCUGUGCUUGUGCAGGAAAAGAAACCUAUAGCUUUCUUUAGUGAAAAGCUUGGAGGGGCUACUCUGAACUAUCCAACGUAUCACAAAGAGCUCUAUGCGCUUGUGAGGGCUUUGCAAACAUGGCAACACUAUCUCUGGCCUAAGGAGUUCGUCAUCCACACUGAUCAUGAGUCUCUAAAGCAUCUCAAGGGACAACAGAAACUGAACAAGAGACAUGCUAGAUGGAUUGAAUUCAUUGAAACCUUUCCCUAUGUGAUCAAAUACAAGAAAGAAUUUGCUUAUAAUCAUGCUAGGCAUUCUGCAUCUAAGUUCUCUCCAUUUGAAAUUGUCUAUGGUUUCAAUCCUUUAUCACCUUUGGAUCUAAUGCCUUUACCUUUGAGUGAAAGAGUUAGUUUGGAUGGACAAAAGAAAGCUGAACUUGUUAAGCAGAUACAUGAGAAGGCCCGGAUCAAUAUAGAAAACAAGACCAAGCUGUACGCUAAGCAAGCUAACAAAGGAAGAAAAGAGAUGAUCUUUGAAGAAGGAGACUUAGUUUGGAUACAUCUGAGGAAGGACAGAUUUCCUAACGAAAGAAAAUCCAAACUCAUGCCUAGAUUAGAUGGUCCUUUCAAAGUCAUCAGGAAGAUCAACAACAAUGCCUAUCAACUCGAUCUCCAAGAUGAAACGGAUUUGAGGUCAAAUCCUUCUCAAGUGGGAGAGGAUGAUGUGAUCUUGACAAGCAAUGGAACUAAAGAUAUGGAACAGCUUGAACCAGAGCUUAAGGAAGUUGAAGAAAGAACCAUGGAGCAGCUUGAACCUGAGGAAACAAAUGGCAAGGACUUAGAAGUACCAGUUGGUCCAAUGACUAGAUCCAAGCAAGCCAGAUUCAAUCAAGCUUUCCAUAAA